Messenger RNA from Diversispora eburnea, 555 nucleotides. Lineage: Eukaryota; Fungi; Glomeromycota; Glomeromycetes; Diversisporales; Diversisporaceae. The record is from the annotation of a GenBank genome assembly.
AUGUCUAAAAUAAAGAAAGCACAUUCACAAGUAGAAUCAAAAAUACAUUGCAUAGAAUUAACAAGGAUUGAUGCCCAAGUAUUUUUAUUAAUUAAAGAUCAAAGGACACAAAAUUGGGCAACAACUUCAUGUUCUACCGAAGUAAUUAAAGAUCGUUCAAAUCCUCAUUUUGUCAAAAGUAUGUUAGUAGAUUAUUACUUUGAAGAAUUACAAGAAUUGAGUAGUUCACUGGGAUGUCAAGGAAGAAAAAUCCAAGGAAAUUUAUAUGAUCCAAAAAAUCCAUUAAAGGAAUGUGGAUACAUCAUAAUAUUAGCCGAAGAAUUUGUUCAAUCUAAAAGAAUUGUAAAAUUACAACUUCAAGCUAAUCAAAUGACAGCUAAAGGAUGCUUUAAAAAUUUUAAAAAGAAACCAGAUUUAUAUUUUAGAAUAAGUCGAGCUAAUGAAGAUAAUACAUUUUCACCAGUUUAUGAAUCUAUUUCUAUUGUUUCUGAAAAUCCAUUUUGGCCAGAAUUCGAAAUUCCAGAAAAUACAUUAUGUAACGGAGAUGAACAUUAG